Messenger RNA from Ectocarpus siliculosus, 1296 nucleotides. NCBI's taxonomy places the organism in Eukaryota, Phaeophyceae, Ectocarpales, Ectocarpaceae. The record is from the annotation of a GenBank genome assembly.
CAGACACACAGCAGCAGGCGAGGACGGCACAGCGCCACACCUCGAGAUAAACGACCGCACAGUGCAAACGGUGGUCCUGAGUGCAGCUUCGUCUUUACUUCGUUACACACGUCGCGCGGCGCUACCAUGGCGGCUACAUCGAAGCGCGGAGGCGCCAAGUCGAAGAAGUUCGAGCUUACGGAGGAACAGAAGCAGGAGAUCAGGGAAGCCUUCGAUCUCUUCGACACGGAUGGAUCCGGGACCAUCGAUGCGAAAGAGCUGAAGGUGGCAAUGCGAGCGCUAGGCUUCGAGCCCAAGAAGGAAGAGAUCAAGAAAAUGAUCAGCGACAUCGACAAGGACGGUUCCGGAACGAUCGACUUCCAGGAGUUCUUAGAGAUGAUGACGUCGAAGAUGAGCGAGAAAGAUUCGAGGGAGGAGAUCCUGAAGGCGUUUCGGCUGUUCGAUGACGACGAGACCGGCAAGAUCUCGUUCCGCAACCUCAAGAGGGUGGCAAAGGAGCUGGGGGAGAAUAUGACGGACGAGGAGCUGCAGGAAAUGAUCGACGAAGCCGACCGGGAUGGAGACGGCGAGAUCAACGAGGAAGAGUUCUUGCGGAUCAUGAAGAAGACAUCGCUGUAUUGAAAGAGAGACGUAUGCAUUGCAUGCUGCUGCAGUAGUUUUCGAUCUCGUCUCAUGUCGCUUUCUCUUUCUGCUAAUGAAUUUGAUCGACUGCGGUAUGUAGUUUUUCAUCUUUGGAUGUCCUCUCACAUCCUUUUUUCUUGUUCCACUUAUAAAACGUAGACAAACGCAGUUUUCAUGUUUCGACCUCGUCUCAUGUCGGUUUCUUUCUUCUCUUUUGUUUUUAUAUCUGGGCUAUCAAUCAAUGUGUUCGGUCCGGUGGACGAAGAAGAAAGUAUGCUACCUGUACAUAACUCGACGGCGAUUUGAUACUGCUGUGUUGAGGCGAUGUUCUAGGUGGUGCAAGACCUGACAUCGUUUGGGUAUCGAGAUCUGAUUGGGCAGUACACCAGUUGUGCUUGGUGAUGCAACUUCAACACUGGUUUGAUUUGAUUGGACGAGCAUGGUAAUAGUGCGGAGGAAUGUUAAUGCUGCACUUGACGUUCUCUGACUACACACCAGUAGCGUUCGUUUGAUGUACAUAUAGGACGCGUGUCCGCUUGCUUGUGGCUUUAUAUUUUAUGCAGGACUAAGUUGGACAACGUUUUCAGAUAAAAAGUGUUUGAGGACAGAGAGAGAGUUGGUGGGCAUAGUUGACGCCCUCACUCGCGCACUGAUGGAAGCGCCCGAUAGUACCGG